Messenger RNA from Arachis ipaensis, 1168 nucleotides. NCBI's taxonomy places the organism in Eukaryota, Viridiplantae, Streptophyta, Magnoliopsida, Fabales, Fabaceae. The record is from RefSeq and is a predicted model, not a curated record.
UAGCUGGAUUUUGAUAGGAACGUAAAGAUUCUUGCAAUCCUUACCAAUACUGGGGCUGAACAGUGCUGUGACUCUAUAAAUUUGGCAUAGGUGAUCACCACAUUUGUUCUUUAUCUACACUGAAAUUCAGUUUAUUUAAGUAAUUUUGUAGUGGCAGGUAGCAAUGGCAGCUAGGUAUGAUCUCAUCAAGUGUAUCAAUGCUGGUCCAGCGCAUAAGGUGUGGAAGCUCAAAGUACGUGUCAUUAGACUUUGGACCGUUUCUCAAUUUGCAAGAUCUGGGAUGAAGGCACCUAUUGAGAUGGUUGUCCUUGAUGAAGAGGGAGAUACAAUUCAAUGCACUGUAAAAGACAUAUUUGUUCCUAUCUUCGAGGGCUUACUCGCUGAGGGCAACGUGUACGUGGUCACUAAUUUUGGAGUUGCUUUGAAUACCAUCAAGUUCAAGCCUACUAGACACGAAUUUAGGAUCCAUUUCAAGAGGGACACGAUUGUGCGUCCGGUACAAGAUUCUUCAGUUCCAUUGAACGGAUUUAAUUUUGUUCCGUUCAAAACAAUUCAAUCAGAGUCUAAAGAAGAUGGUUAUUUAGUUGAUGUGAUAGGUCAGCUUGCUUCUAAGGGUAACUUGGUCGAAUUCACACGGGACGGGAAGCCGUCAAGUUAUAUCACCAUAGAACUUGAUGAUCUUGAGGGUGGACAGAAACUAAGGGUAACGUUGUGGCAGUCUUUUGCUUUUGAAUUGCUCAAAUAUCUAGAGGAACACCCGUGUCUUACCUAUGUGGUUAUUCUCCAAAUGGGCAAGAUGAAAUUUUAUAGUGGGGUCAUGGGUGUAUCUAACACAAACUACAAUUCAAAACUGUUUAUCAAUGUUGAGUUUCCAGCUGCCAGGGAUUUCUUUGCGAGGGUGAACAAAUUGGAUCCUAUUGACGGACAAGGCAUAAUGCCGCUGGUCUGUGGUCAACCUGUUUCAGAUGAGGAGGAUUUUUUGCGUCUGUCAGUUUACAAAACAAUUGCAGAGAUAAAGGAGCAUAAUCAGGAUGCUGUAUUUGUUACAGCCGGGACGAUUAAAGAAGUUGAGACUGAAUUUGGUUGGUGGUACAAAGGAUGUAAGAAGUGUCGUCGUGGCUUGAAAGAACUUGAUACUCCCUCCCCCCCCCUUAAGAUCGAGAUUUAG